Zingiber officinale is the source of this 2123-nucleotide messenger RNA. RefSeq lists its product as uncharacterized. The record is from RefSeq and is a predicted model, not a curated record. The transcript has 7 exons. Bases 1 to 1950 code for a protein of 649 amino acids. NCBI's taxonomy places the organism in Eukaryota, Viridiplantae, Streptophyta, Magnoliopsida, Zingiberales, Zingiberaceae.
AUGGAGGUGAGAAAAGGUACUGGAUAUGGUGCAUCAGAGGCACCGGGGUACAGUGUCACCGUGUCUGCACACCGAGGUCCAUGUGGUGGUAAUCAAUACUGUCAUACUGAGCGUAUGUCUGUACACCAAUGGUACCGAUGGUACGGUAAAUGUGGUAGGCGUGGAUACCACUGUGGCCAAAGUAGGUAUCUCUACAGAGCUAUCGAAUUUGAGAGCCCGAUGCUCCCGCUGCAUCCCGAGUCUGCAGGCUCACUGCCAAAACUAUGGGCACCAAAAUGGAAUUUUGUGGAACGAAAGGGAGCGUCGUGGUUUGAGCAUCAAAAUCACCCCCACUUGCGAAGGCAGUCUCAGUCUCACACUGAAACAUCGCCGGCCAUUUCGCCAGAAUCGCCGGUCGCCGCCACCAAUCAAGCCAUCCCCUUCAACCCGAUUCCUAUCUUUGCUUCUGCCCCCGCUAAUAUGGAUUACGAGCGCAUCCACAAGCCCUUUCCCUCUCAGAGCGGUGGAUUCUCCCCGGCCCGACUGAGGGCGAUGCUUCUUGGCGUGGAGAAAAAGAGGAAGGAAGAGGAAGAGAUGGUAACGAAGUUCUCCUUGAGGUCUGAUCUCCCGGAGUGCGAUGACAGACGAACCAGUACGGCCGAGAGUUGUAAGGAUGUAGAGUGUUCCAUCUUCAUGGACACUGCAGGUGGUCAUAGAGCACGGGACUAUGCAUCAGGGACGGCAAGGACUAGGGUCCAAGAGGAGGAUGGCUUGGAUCCGGAGAGUAUCUCCUCUGGGUUUGAGUUCCAGAGGGCAGAACGAGCGCCGCCACAUCGUAUGGUUUCAAUGUCAACGUUGAUGGCUCCCUUCUCGAAGCCAGCACCCUCGAAGUGGGAUGAUGCGCAGAAGUGGAUCGCAAGCCCGACAUCGAAUCGAGUCGGCGGUAAAGGCAAUGGAGGGCAGAUGAGGAAAGGUGGAUUGGUGGCUCACGGGAGCCGCCAUGGGAUGACAAAGGUUGUUUUUGAGGUCGAGGAAGCAGAUACAAAGAGAGUGGAUGGAUGCCAAGCAAAAAAGGACUCAGGUGGAAUUGAGAAUGUGAAUUGGGUGGCAAAUCCUUGUUGUAUCAUGGAUACUGUAGGUAAGCCUCCUACAAUAAUGGAGGAUCCUGUUGCUGAGGUUGCUGUCAAUCUUAGUCAGCAUGACCCAUUGAUGUCCGUCCAAGGUACCACAACAUUUGUUGCUCCUGCACCCACAAUUAGGUCUGUAUCCAUGAGAGACAUGGGUACUGAAAUGACACCAAUUCCUAGUCAAGAUCCAUCUCGGACAGGAACUCCUGUCAGAGAAACCUCACCUUUGCACAGCCCAACUUCUUCACUACCAUCAACACCACGAAGCUCUGCGGCAUCAACAGCAGAAGUCCAAAUUGCUCCAAUUGCUCGUCAUGAUGAUUCAAACAAGAAGGAAUUGUCUGAAAAGGAGCUGUUAAAGAAAACAAGGCGAGAAAUUCUAGUUCUUGGCCAACAACUAGGUAAGACAAAUAUUACAGCUUGGGCCAGUAAGGAAGUGGAGGAAACUGUUGCAUCUGUUUCUCUGGAAACUUUACCUCUAGAAAAGUCUACUAGAAAUGUCAUUGAAGCCCGAGCUGCUGCCUGGGAGGAGGCCGAGAGAUCCAAGUAUCUAGCUAGGUUUAAACGUGAAGAGAUCAAAAUCCAAGCCUGGGAAAAUCAUCAGAAAGCCAAAACUGAAGCUGAAAUGAGGAAAAUUGAGGUUAAGGUAGAGAGAAUGAGGGCUCGUGCACACGAGAGGGUGAUGAACAAACUAGCAACAUCGCAGCACAAAGCUGAGGAGAUGCGCACCGCGGCAGAAGCCAGAAGAAAUCGUCAAGCUGCUAAAAUUGCUCAGCAAGCUGAGUACAUCAGAAGAACUGGAAGAGUUCCAUCAUCAUUUUUCUUCUGGAGCUGCUGCACAUAGUUGCUUUUGCUCGAGUGGUAGUGUAUUCUUAUGUAAAGAAGAAAAGUUUUCAUGUGUGCAGAGAUUAUUUCUAUCACUUUUACAAUUCCAGCUAUUCUCUACAGCAGCUUUUCUGCAUUUGCCAUCGCAUGUAAACUUUUUAUCUCAAGAAGCCUGUGGACUUUUCUGACAAA